Plasmodium coatneyi is the source of this 3402-nucleotide messenger RNA. RefSeq lists its product as uncharacterized. Gene Ontology annotation, biological process: heme biosynthetic process; transcription initiation at RNA polymerase II promoter. Gene Ontology annotation, molecular function: protoporphyrinogen oxidase activity, oxygen as acceptor. The transcript is spliced from 16 exons. The record is from RefSeq and is a predicted model, not a curated record. Gene Ontology annotation, cellular component: transcription factor TFIIA complex; mitochondrial inner membrane. The coding region runs from base 1 to 1950 and encodes 649 amino acids. NCBI's taxonomy places the organism in Eukaryota, Apicomplexa, Aconoidasida, Haemosporida, Plasmodiidae.
AUGUCCCUGCUGAAAGACUCCGAACUGGAGGAAGUGCACAGGAAGAUAAUCGACGGGACCAUCGAAAAGUGCAGCCAGUUCUACAACACACGAAUUUUGGAAGCCAUAAAAUUAAGGUGGCUGAAGAUAUAUGAGAGGAAGCUCCAGGUUACGGAGAGGGGCUCUAACCAAUCCGGCGUGCCCCAGCAGAAAGGUGCGCCCAACGUUACCGACGACUUUGAGGACGACGAAUUUGAAGACGCCGAAGUAGAGGAGAAGGAAAUAGUAGAGUUGGAAGAGCACGUCCAGGAUGACGAGGCGGACGAACUGAACGAGCUAGACGAAAUCUCCAUAAGCGACCUGAGUGACGUGGACCCCCCGACAUCCAACGUGAUCGUGGGAAUUUGUGACAAGAUAACGAAGCCGUGUGGACGCAGAAACGCAAGUAGCAAUUGGAAGAUAAAGCUUAAGGGAGGACUGAUGAAGGUGGAAGGCAAGGAGAUGUUCUUCCGCAGUUUGCAAGGCGAGCUGGAACCGUUUUGCUUCCCCUCCCCGAUGGCGUCGUCCCCUGGGCGCGCCCGGCUAAUGGCCAAGGCUAGUAAAUCUAUAUGCAUUGUAGGCGGCGGCGUGGACUCCCUCUGUCUAGCCCUAUAUCUGUCCAAAAAUAAACACCACGUUAAACUGCUAAACGUUAAAAGGAAAUGCAGCCUCAUUGACUCCGCGUAUUUUAACCACAACGUAAUCGAAGUGGGGAGGCACUAUACCUUCCCCCUUGGUGGGCCCGCAUCUCGUUUCAAUGAACUGCUUCGAUGGGUGACUGCAGAGGAUGAAGUUAUUUUGAGCAACCCGUACGCAAACAACCUUUCCUACUUGGAUGAAUUUGGACGUAUCUACCGAGUCAAUAAGUUUAUCCUUAAGAUUCUGUUCUACCUUUUGAAGGACCACCUCUUCGGAUCAUCCAUUCCUAACCCUAAGGACGAGCGAAUGGACUCAUUCUUAUCGAAACGCUUCGACGCUAACUUAUUCGAAAGUGUGAUUCGUCCAUACUGCUUCCACUAUUUUGGGUACUCUCCCCGGGAUGUGUUAAUGCGUUCCCAUUUCCCUAACUUUAUGGACCGCAUGGGGAAAGAGAAAUCCCUCAUCAAGGCCCUACGCACAAUCGCCAAAAAAGGUAGUUCCCCCAUCUUUGCCCAAAAAAAGAAGAUCGGAAAAUUCGCAAAGGGGAACAUCACCCUGGUGAACAAACUCCGGGACCACCUAGAAUUAUGCAGCAACGUCCAAGUGAUAACUCCGAGGGGAGACCUACAAAUAAGGUGCAUGCGCCGUGGGGUGAAGGUGCGUCUCGGAAGGAAGUCCAUCAAAUGUGAACAAAUUAUUUUCUGUUUGAGUCCACCCGAACUGAAGGACCUUCUGCGGAACGUGACUUUCGAGGAGAAGAAAAAAGACGCGCUCGUGAAGAAGUACUUGUCAAAAUUCCGCUCCCACGCUGUUAGAAUUUCCAACGUUUGCUUUGCCAAGAAUGUGUUGCCCUUCUCGCACUCGUUGGAAUCCCUCCUCUUGUUCAAACGGAACAAACAGAACAAGCUGAUCUCGCUGUUGUACGACCGCAACAUAUUCCCCCCCCAGUGUGAUGAGCCUAGUGGACUCGAUGAAGACCAUCCAGGAGAACCCUCGCCGGAGGGGGGCCUUUACGAGACGAGCCUGCGAUUCAUGAGCAGAGAAACGGAUGAACGCAAAUCGGUGGAGGAAAUAAAUGCUUUCCUUCGAGGCGUCCUGGGUGUGCAGGAAAAGCCCGAUAUGCUCAUCAGCCAUGUUCACCGCGUCUUCCCCUUCGAUGCGCGCGCCGACCAGGCGUACAAAAAGAUAAUUAGCAGAAAGAGCCAAAGGGUACGGCUCUUCUGGACAUUCUACUUUUUUAGAAGCUUCGAGUUUUGCCUGGAGGAGGCAAAGCGGUUUAGCGACUCGGUGUAGAGUGACCUGUACAUAGGCAGGGUCCCCCGCCGAAAGACCAAGCUGAACUACGAAAAUGGGAAACCCCACAUUGAUGCCGGCGUUGUGAAUUACUUCAAGCAAAUUCGGGAGGAAUUCCCCUUCUUCAAGAGGGAAAACUGUCCCGCGUACUUCGACAGUGCGUCCACGACGCAGAAGCCGGCCUGCGUGAUAGAGAGACUGACCCAGUUUUACUCCAACGAGAAUGCCAACAUCCACCGAGGGAUUUACAAAAUGAGCCUGGACGCGACGAACAGCUACGAACAAGUCAGGAAGAAGAUAAAGAACUACAUCAACUGCGAAAGGGAGGAUGAAAUUAUAUUCACGAGCGGCUCGACGCACGGGCUGAACCUCAUCUGCAGCAUGUUGAUGGACCGAGUAAUCCAAAAAAGGAAGGACGAAAUAUACCUGACUUACCUGGAACACCACUCCAAUAUAGUUCCAUGGCAAGAACAAAUAAAGAGGAAAAAAAAAGGAAAAAUCAAAUACAUCCCGCUAAAAAGUAGCGGCUACAUUAACAUCAAGAAGUUACGAAAAAGGAUCAACAAAAACACCAAAGUUAUUUCAAUAAGUCACGUAUCCAAUGUGUUAGGAAAUGUUCAGAAAUUAUCUACCAUUAUAAGACAAGUGAGGGAGGUAAAUAAAAAUGUAAUUAUCGUUGUAGAUGCUGCUCAAAGUUUUGCACACAUAAAAUAUGACCUCAAACGGAUGGAGGAAAAUAACUGUUGCCCUGAUGUGCUAAUCGCGUCGGGACAUAAAUUUUGUGCACCUUUGGGCUGUGGUUUUAUUUACUUAAAAAACACCUUAACAUGUUCAUACAAAUUUAAACCACUUUUGUACGGAAGCAACAUGAUAACAACUGUUGGUAAAUAUGAAUCGGAGUUUGUGCCCUCUCCCCAUCUCUUCGAGACUGGCACGCAGAACAUCGCGGGGGUCAUUUCCAUGGGGGUCGCCAUUGACUUUUUGGAGAAGAUCGAUAAGAGCCUUCUGUGCCGCUACGAGAUGUACCUCUACGAUAUGCUCAUUUAUUAUUUGGGUCAGCAUUUGCAGAAGGGCUUGGUGCAGCUCCCGGGGGGGGUAGAAAGAGACGUGAUCAGCAAGAGCGAACAGUGCAGGCUGUACAUCCACAACAGCCGAAAGGGGAAGGGGAAAAAAGUGCCCAUACUCCCCCUCUGGUCAAACCAGUUCACCUCCUACGACCUUGUAACCUUCCUGGAUUUCAAGAAUGUGUGCAUCCGGUCUGGUCACCACUGCGCGUCCCUACUGCUGAAGGAGUUCUUGCGCAUACCCGACUGUGCACGCGUUUCGCUUUUUUUUUACAACACACCCGAGGAGGUUGAAUACCUGGCUGAGCAGAUCGCCUCCGUUGCGCGAAUGCUCAGUGGGAUGAGCAGGGGCAAGUACGACGUAGGAGGGGCAGGUAGUACUACGUAG